AGCGCUGCUGGGUCUAGGGCCAGCGGGCCUAGCACCCACCUGUCCCCCGCAGAUUCGCUCGGGAAUCCGUCCAAGACUCCAAGUAGCCAACCAUAUCGCAACUGCUGCUCCCCGCCGGCAGCGUCAGCGGCGACUUCUCCCUCCGCUCCCCUCUCUCUUUCGCUCGCCUUAUCGCCCUUCUCUCGCCCGCGACGGGGAGGUCCGCCGUUCCGAUCACUACCCCUUCGCGCCGCUGACCUCAGAGGAGGAGGCAUGAGGCUGCUGCCGAGGGAGGCGGACAAAUUGGCGCUGCACAAUGCCGGCUUCCUCGCGCAGAAGCGCCUUGCCCGGGGCCUCCGCCUCAACUACACCGAGGCCGUCGCGCUCAUCGCCGCGCAGAUUCUUGAGCUUAUUCGCGAUGGAGACAAAACCGUGACAGACCUCAUGGACCUGGGGAAACAACUAUUGGGCAGGAGACAAGUUCUUCCAGCUGUUCCAUACCUUUUACAUACUGUGCAGGUUGAAGGAACAUUUGUGGAUGGAACAAAACUAGUUACUGUACACGACCCUAUCUCCUUGGAUGACGGAAAUUUGGAGCUAGCAUUGCAUGGUUCUUUUCUCCCAGGUCAUUGAUUCUAAUGAGCAUGUCUGGUUCAAUUAUGUUCAUGAUUUUUCUAAUUUAUAUGGUUACAGACUUGAUUGAUGUGGUUAUGGAGUCUGUGGAGAUCUGCCUUUUUAAGAAUGUUUUUCAAGGGCAGUUAUGUCCCUGAAAGUCUUUCAUGUAUUGUGCUAUUCAUGCCUUCACCUGAAAAGUUUUCCAGCGAUGACGUUGAAGAAUAUCCUGGUGAAAUACAUUACAGUUCUAGUCGCAUAGUCCUAAACCUUCAUCGCAGGGCUUUAUCUCUGAAGGUUGUUAACAAGGCAGACAGACCCAUUCAGAUUGGAAGCCAUUACCAUUUUAUAGAGACCAAUCCUUAUCUGGUUUUUGAUAGGAAAAGGGCCUAUGGCAUGAGGUUGAACAUACUUGCUGGAACAGCUGUUCGGUUUGAGCCAGGGGAUGCAAAAAGUGUUAUACUUGUAAGCAUCGGAGGUCAUAAGGUAAUCAAAGGUGGAAAUGGCAUUGCUGAUGGUCCUAUUGACAGUUCAAGUCUUAAUGUGGUGAUGCAGAAGGUUAAUGCAAAUAGUUUUGGACAUGAAGAUUAUCCAGAUGCAAGGGAAGGUAUUAUUGGUGAUGGUUCAUUUGACUGUACUGUUGAUCAUGAGAAGUAUGCGAGCAUUUAUGGACCUACCACCGGUGAUAAGAUUAGGCUUGGUGAUACCAAUCUUUAUGCUGAGAUUGAAAAGGACUUCGCCUUUUAUGGUGAUGAGUGCAUAUUUGGCGGUGGAAAAGUUCUGCGUGAUGGCAUGGGACAAGCUUCAGGGUACCCAGAAUCUUUCUGCCUAGAUACAGUUAUAACAAAUGCUGUUGUGAUUGAUUAUACCGGAAUAUACAAGGCUGAUAUCGGUAUAAAAGGUGGACUUAUAGUUGCUAUUGGAAAGGCUGGAAACCCUGAUGUCAUGGAUGGUGUCCAUAACAACAUGAUUGUUGGGGUCAAUACUGAAGUUAUUGCAUCUGAAGGCAUGAUUGUCACUGCUGGUGGCAUAGAUUGCCAUGUCCACUUUAUAUGUCCUCAGUUGGCAGAAGAGGCAAUUGCAAGCGGCAUCACGACAUUGGUGGGUGGUGGAACCGGACCAGCACAUGGAACUUGUGCCACAACUUGCACUCCAGCACCAUCUCAAUUGAAAUUAAUGUUGCAGUCCACUGAUCAAUUGCCAAUUAACAUGGGAUUCACAGGCAAGGGAAAUACUUCAAAACCUGAAGGAUUGGCUGAAAUCAUUAAAGCUGGAGCAAUGGGUUUGAAGCUGCAUGAAGAUUGGGGAACUACCCCAUCCGCGAUAGAUAAUUGUUUAUCUGUUGCAGAAGAUUUUGAUAUUCAGGUCAAUAUACACACAGAUACCUUAAAUGAAUCAGGCUGCGUGGAGCAUACAAUCGCAGCUUUUAAAGGUAGAGCCAUACAUACAUAUCACAGUGAAGGUGCUGGUGGCGGUCAUGCUCCAGACAUCAUCAAAGUUUGUGGGGUAAAAAAUGUGUUGCCCUCUUCAACAAAUCCUACCCGGCCAUUUACUUCGAACACUGUAGACGAGCACCUUGAUAUGCUGAUGGUUUGUCACCACCUUGAUAAAAACAUUCCAGAAGAUGUAGCAUUUGCCGAGUCUAGAAUUCGAGCUGAAACAAUUGCUGCUGAGGACAUAUUGCAUGACAUGGGAGCCAUAAGUAUUAUAUCAUCUGAUUCACAGGCCAUGGGGCGCGUUGGAGAGGUGAUAACACGAACAUGGCAAACUGCAAACAAGAUGAAGGUACAAAGAGGUAGUUUACCUGGAUCUGGUGACGCUAAUGCCGCCCCGGACAGUGACAACCUCCGUAUAAGAAGAUACAUAGCAAAAUACACAAUAAAUCCAGCAAUAGUGAAUGGGUUUUCAGACUUUGUUGGUUCUGUUGAGGUGGGAAAAUUAGCUGACCUUGUUCUUUGGAAACCAUCUUUCUUCGGCGCUAAACCAGAACUGGUUGUAAAGGGAGGUGCAAUUGCAUGGGCUAACAUGGGUGAUCCCAAUGCUAGCAUUCCAACACCUGAACCUGUUGUGAUGCGACCUAUGUUUGGUGCAUUUGGAAAGGCUGGAAGUUCCAAUUCAAUUGCAUUUGUGAGCAAGGCUGCUAAAGAAGCUGGUGUCGCAACGGAGUACAGACUAGAAAAGAGGGUGGAAGCUGUAGGCCGUGUUCGAGGCCUGACAAAGCUUGACAUGAAGCUCAACGACGCCCUCCCGAAAAUAGAGGUCGACCCGGAGACCUACACAGUGACCGCUGAUGGAGAGGUUUUGACAUGCCAACCAGCACCCACACUGCCACUGUCUCGGAAUUACUUCCUGUUCUAGAAAGCCACUGCAUCAGCAAACCACCACCACUACUCACGCCCUAUGCAUGCACAUCGUCAUAUACGAGUAUAAAAGAUGCAAGUUCAAUUCUGUACGCUACCCUCUUUUUAAUAAUAUGGCCAAUGAGCAAAUUCUUUGGCAGUAGAACACUUUUGCCCUCUGCUAUCUGCAGAUGCUCGCAUAUUUGUGCGGAAUAAAACUUGGAACGGUGUAGAUUUCUGUUCCCUGCUCCAAAUGUGGCUAUACAUACUGUUGUAUUUGCCGAGUUGUUAUCUUCUCCCAUGUUGUCAAGGUUGCCACGUAUAUUAUUCAGA
This is a messenger RNA of Zea mays, 3263 nucleotides long. RefSeq lists its product as uncharacterized. Gene Ontology annotation, cellular component: urease complex. The transcript has 18 exons. Bases 682 to 2949 code for a protein of 755 amino acids. Gene Ontology annotation, biological process: urea catabolic process. Gene Ontology annotation, molecular function: urease activity; nickel cation binding. The record is from RefSeq and is a predicted model, not a curated record. Lineage: Eukaryota; Viridiplantae; Streptophyta; Magnoliopsida; Poales; Poaceae.